Molecule: messenger RNA, 503 nt
Organism: Formica exsecta
Lineage: Eukaryota; Metazoa; Arthropoda; Insecta; Hymenoptera; Formicidae
Product: structural maintenance of chromosomes protein 1A-like
Exons: 3
Biological process (GO): sister chromatid cohesion
Cellular component (GO): nucleus; cohesin complex
Molecular function (GO): DNA binding
Source: RefSeq, a predicted model, not a curated record
AGAUACAUGGACUUACAUUAAUCUAAGCAUUUCCUUGAAUUGUAUAUAUAAAAAUCCAUAAACUUUUCUUGUUGAAUAUAGCGCCUCAGUAACAGCUGUAUUUGAAUUGGAAGAUGGAAGUGAGAAAAGUUUUAUGCGUUCUGUGCAAGGUUCUUCUUCUGAACACAGAAUAAAUAAUGUUCUUGUCAGCAGCCAAGGAUAUCUUAGCGAAUUGGAGCAGCUUGGUAUUAAUGUUAAAGCAAAGAAUUUUCUAGUAUUCCAAGGUGCAGUUGAAUCCAUAGCUAUGAAAAACCCAAAAGAGCGUACUGCUUUGUUUGAGGAGAUUAGUAAUUCUGGUGCAUUGAAAACAGAAUACGAAAGAUUAAGAACAGAAAUGUUGAAAGCUGAAGAAGAAACUCAAUUUUCAUAUCAGAAAAAGAAAGGAAUUGCUGCUGAAAGAAAAGAGGCAAAGUUAGAAAAAGAGGAGGCUGAAAAAUAUCAACGUCUUAAGGAAGAAUAUGUAU